Messenger RNA from Parus major (Great Tit), 12508 nucleotides. RefSeq names its product SMAD family member 5 (gene SMAD5). Bases 6445 to 7842 code for a protein of 465 amino acids. The transcript is spliced from 7 exons. Gene Ontology annotation, molecular function: DNA-binding transcription factor activity, RNA polymerase II-specific; I-SMAD binding; RNA polymerase II cis-regulatory region sequence-specific DNA binding. Gene Ontology annotation, biological process: BMP signaling pathway; cell differentiation; regulation of transcription by RNA polymerase II. Gene Ontology annotation, cellular component: heteromeric SMAD protein complex. NCBI's taxonomy places the organism in Eukaryota, Metazoa, Chordata, Aves, Passeriformes, Paridae. The record is from RefSeq and is a predicted model, not a curated record.
GACACGCACAGACACAAACACACACUUGGCCACCUUGGCCUUCCUCGCGUGCGCCCAGCCCUGAGAGCUGCCUGACAACAGAUGCACGGCUUUGCUGAUUUAGAAUGGCAAUUUUUCUCUUCUGCGGAUUGUAAAUUUAAUAGAGGAAAUAUGCUCUUGCGGUUAAAAGCACAAGACUAGAAAUCAAGUGAUCUGUUCUCUGUUCCAGUUGUGGGGUUUCUUAUGUGACUUUAAGGUAAUUGAGUGAUAUUUCGCAGGAAAAUGAGAUAGGGCAGAACUGAUUCAGCAGUAGUGUUGAAUGUAUUAUUGAAUAGGUUCAGUAAUAGUUCUUGAGUCUCUUGGUAGAAUAGAUAGGGAUUUAGAAAUUCCAUGCAGUGAAUCACUUGGGCUCGCUGCUUUAACAAAACCUCCAAGGAAUAAUUGUCAGAAUUUGCAUGAGCAAAGUUUUGUCUGUCAUGGGAAAUUAGAUUGUCAGGAUAUGAUGGUUUGAGAUGAAAUCUCUUUCUGACUUUCAUUCCUUCAUUAAUAUCAGAUAAUUAGCCUUCCAUGGGUGGCUUUAAAAUCCUGAAAACUGAAAUGAGUGUAGUUCAUUGCAUGUGUUACAGAAGUUCUGCACAGAAUAUCCUCCUGGUAUUCUGGGGAAUCUUGGUUUGACUGGAGUAAAGAAGAAGGUGCUAACACUUGCAGUCAUGUGCCUGUGCUCAUCAAAAUCUGUAAUGCUUUAUGAAGUUGGCAGCUAGUGGUAGUGGAAGUUAAUAGAAGCAGCAAAUAACUUAAUUGAAGAUGUUUCAUAAUUAGUGUGUUGUAACUUUUGAGAGUGCCCUGUCUGUGUUGGAUUUAAUGUCUUAAUCCCUACCGUUUGGUAGUGGUUUACUCUUACCUCUGAUAUUAAAAUUUUGUUCACUUGGCCUUGAAAUUGCUGCUAAGUGCCUAAUGCCAUUUAUUUCUCUGAAAUAAAACCCCAACAAACUGUGCUUACUGGGAUACCUACCUUUUUCAAACCUUUCUUUUCCUUUCAUAUAUGAGGGACAUAUAUUUGAGAUAGGAAUUCUCUCUUUUUUCUGAAGAGGAUGUUCUUAGUGGAAGCCCAGAUGGACAAUCAUGAUGGGGUUGAGAAAUAGGAAAGAAGGAAGAGAGGCUUCCUCUGCAUUUCUUUCUCUUGAUGACAAAAGAUCACAACAGGGUGGUGUGCUGCUGUGUACAGCUGUGGUGGGUGUGUUUUUUGGGUUUUUUUUGAGGUUUGUAGUUGUAACCUCUGAUGGAACUUGAAGGAACUGUAAUUGUUGACCCUGUACUAUUUUGUACUUGUUAGGAAGUCAGAUUUUUAAUCUUGCACCUGGACUGGGUUAUUUGUGCAGAUCACAGAAUGAUCACAGAAUAUUUGAGCUGGAAAAAUAUGUUUCCCAAGAUGGAGUACUUAUGCUCAGUUAAGAAACUUUUUGGGUUUACUUGAAUAUUCUUUGCAAAUUAUAUUGUGAUCUUUAGUGCUUUGGAGGACACUUUUAAUUACAGAAAACUGUCCUCUAUUUUCUUUAUAGAUGUCUAAGGAAAAUGGUAGGAACUCUUUUAUUGCCCUUGGCUGAAUUACAUACCUGCAGAAAUACUCCUGUGGCAAUUCUGUGCAAGUCCGUGUUAUAUUCAUGUUAGUUGUUUGGGUUUUUUUCUUUUUUUAAUUCAAAUUUCUUCAAAUGUCCUUGUUAGAUUUGGUGGCAUUAAUUUUGUUUUAAUCUGUUAAUGUUUCUUUAAAGAUCUUUACUGAUUUUUUUUUUAAUAACAGAUAAGGAGUUCUUGUUCAGGAUGAGAUUUGUUCUUGUGUGAGCUGAGUGCACUUGAGAUAUCUUCAUGGCUAACGAUAAACAGCUCAUUAAAAGCAAGUUGAGCAGUAAUUUAACACUUUUGCUGUUAUCAUUAGUCACAAUGCAGGUUCCUGCACUGUUUUCUGGAAGCCUUUUUAGCCGUGUUCCUGUGACCACGUAGAAAAGUUUGGCUGGCACUGGAGCGCGCUUGACCAGCGUGGGUUGGCAAGGUGCAGGGUGCUGCCUGCCAAGUCUGUAUCCCACUGACCUACCACCAAGGUUGGGCCUGCCAGCACUGUCAUCCUUGACAGAGGAUCUUUGUCAGAGUCCCUGCUACUGAUACACCAACUAUGAAGUAGUGUCUCUGAAUUCUGGGUCAGUGGAUGUCACAAACUGACAAAUUUAGAAUACUUUGCCAUUCAUUCAUUCUGUGCAAGGGGAAAAGAAAGCUUGCUGAAUUAGUAUUGUCAGUGUUCCCUCCAAUCCUGUAGCUUUUGUAAACUUGUCACAGGCUUAAUGCAAUUCAGUUGGAGUGGGAGUGUAUACACACACACACACACACAUACAUCUUUAUUUUUCUUCUUCUUUUAAGAUUUUUUGAGUGUUCCAUUUUCCAGGUUAUACUUUUUAUUGCCGACUCACAGUAUUUGGAAUCUUCGUCUUUAAUGAAGGUCUUGCACAUGAACUUCUAAAUUUUCAGAAGGCUUUAUCCAGCUUGUUAAUUUUUUAGCAUACUUUAGGGCUUGUGAAAAGUACAAGAUGCCCUUUAUUUUCCCAUUUUUGUCUCCAAGUGUAGUACUGAGGUCAUUCCUAAUCACCCACUUGCUUGUCCAUGUCCACCAACCUACCAAUGGAGGCAUAGGCCUUUGUUUUCAUGUUUAGUGAAAUGUAGCAGUGCUUUUCUCUGGAAUUUUAAUUAAGAAAUGGAUUCUAAGUUGUACUUGAUUUGCUUUGGUUAGAGUAGAUGUUAACCUUAAAAACAGGAGGCAGUUUCAGGGCUGUCUGCUGUUGAUGGUUGCAUUUUCCAGCAUAAUGCAUCUGCUGGAAAGUGCCAGUUAGCUGAAAUAGAAGUGUGAGAAAAUGUACAGUUUUGACAAGACACUUAAGGGAAACAGGUAUUGGUUCCAAGAUGGAAUUUCUAGCUUUGAGAAUUUCUACAAAAGCUAAUUGCUUAGUAAUUAGAGAAGCUGCAGAGACCAGGGCCAUGGAAACAUUGGAUCUUUUUUGUUCUAAAUGUGGAUGCUUUAAGAAAUAGAUAGUACUUUUUAGGCAUGGCAAGUCGUGGUGUUCUCUCCCUCCCUCUCCCUUCCCCUGUGUCAGAGUUAAAUUCAAGUUUUGCCAUGAUGCAGUGGCAUCAUGGCAAAAUUCAAAUUCAAAACUGCUCUUUGAUUAUAAUUUUUUGGAGUUUUUAUUGACAUCAGGUGAAAGUGAGGGUGCUUUGGAAAUGCAGUGGAGCUCUCUUAGUGAUCUCUUUGCCUGGAACUUUUUUGUGUUAUAAGUCAUUAUCACUGGUACUAUUUUUUGACUGUAGGUUUUGAGGAAACUUAAAGAAGAAGCAGAAGCAUCACUUUGCUAUCUGAGCUGUAUCUUCCAUGUAUAUAUUGCUGCUUGUGCUUGGUCUCAGAGUUUGUUAGGUUUCUUGUAAGAGAGUGCUGGUUAAAUACUUCUCAGCUGACAGAGCUAAAUGCUUCAGCUUUUUUUUUUUUUUAAGCUGUGUUAGAUGGUGUACAGAUGUGGAAAUUAAAAGCAAAAGUAUUGUGUGAGAAAGCCCUGUCAGCAAUUGUCAGUAGAUUUUUCUGUUUGGAGGGCAGUCAUGGUUAGUAAAAGUUUUGAAGACAACAGACAGUUCUUUUCUGUUCUUGUUUACAUAUAUUAUCAGUUAGAUGAUAUUGCCUUAAAAGGCAUGUUUGAAGCAAGAAAUCUAGUGCUAGGGUAAAAGCACUUACCAUAGAUUUUGGUCAGCUGGAUGUACAUUUGUACUGCAAGCCCAGUUCUGAUGAAAAUACCACAAGUUCCUUUUCGAUAUAAUUAAUAAAAUAUUUUUUAUCUUAAACUUAUGAGGAGAAGGGAGAAAAGAAGAUCUUUCAUUGGUGGUAUUCUUUGUGGCUGAGAUGUUGCGCACAGGAUAAUUGAAGUAAAAUCUUUUCUGUGGAGAUGCUGUGGCAAUGGUCUGAAGGAUGCAGGCCUUUCAAGUUUAUUGAACAAGUUUUUUAACCACAGUGUCAUCUUAGGAUUUGUUCUAUGCUUGAUGUGUAUGGAGAAACUGUGGAGCUAACAUUUCUCCUGUGUUUGUUCUCAAGGAAAGAUUCUAAUGUGUACCAUUGAAUGGGACUGUGUGCUGGGCUGCAAUGUAAGCUGUAGACUUGGGAAAAUUAUAAUAAAACCCAAGCACAAUCCUGCACAGUUCCUGUUAGGAAAUUUAUAAGGAAAGAAGGAUUUUAAUAAAACCAGGUGAAAUUGAUGUGUGAGGUUGUAGUUUUAAAGAAAGUAUUGAUCUUUGUAUAUAGCAUAAUGCGCUGUAAUAUACUGCAGUUGAGUUUCUGAGCUUUCUGUGUGAGUAUGUAUGUCAAUGUGUGUAUGAAUUCAAAAUAUUUGAGCAUUUCUGAGUUUGAAGGGCAAUAAAGUUAAGCACAAGAGCUGACUGCAGAACAGCUUUAACUGCAGAUCUGCAGCAGCUUUAAUGAACUCCCAGUUGUGCUGGUUAUAAGUGGUGCUUUGUUUAUUGUAUGAAGUUGAGUCUCAAAACAGCUUCUAAUCAUCAGCAGUGAAGUUCCUUGUUUCAGGUUGGGUAUGAUGCUACAGGAGGCUCCCUGAAUUUGCAAACAAAUAAAUUAGUGGGAAAAGAAUAGUCCUUGUACAUUUGAAAACAGGCUUAGUACUGGCAGUAGGAAGGCAUGAGGGUCAUUGGUUUUACCCAUUUUAUUCUUGUGCUUGUGGAAGCACCAUUCUUUGCCCUGCUGCUUGGGAUGAUGGGUUUGCUUGCUUAAUGGUACUUCAGACCUAGAUUUUGCAGCUGGUAAAUUAGUUUGGAAUCAGUGAGAGAACACAUUACAUACAAAAUACAUCUCAUUAAAAUAGGUACAUUGUAUGUAUUGUUACAUUCUCUGUUCUGCAGUGAUUCUUGCUCAGGUCCUUUUUUGGCAGAAGGAGAUUCCUUGGUAUGAACCUACAGAACGUGUCAGUUUAAUGUAGUAGGGUAAGAAAAUUUCACAAGAAGUGCUAAAAGGAAGUCAAGUUGCUCAGUAUCUGUGAUGGCAGAUGGAAGGUGGUAGAGUUCUCCCAUCUCCAUAAAUGAAAUGUAAGUUCUGUUGUUGGCCAGCUUUGUUUAUAUCUGGCUAGGUGGAUAAGGUAUUAAGGAGAGGAUUCAAACAAUGGACCUGUUCACCUAGCUAGUUUCCUUCCAUUUGCUGUAGUCAUUAACAAGAUCUUUAAAACUCUAACUAGUGCAUGCCCCAAAGUCUAAUUUUGAUACAGCGAUUACUUCCAUUUUUACUCGCCCUUUAAAAGCCCCCUCAUACUACUCCAUGUAAUUCAUUACACUCACUCUUUAAAGAGUGUUUCUGGUUUUUUUUAAUGUAAUAGUGUGGUUUUCAGUCGAUGUUGUCUUGUAGCUCAGCUGAAAAGUUAUUUAAUAAAAGAAGGUAAUACAUAAUAAGCCCUCUGCCUCUUAAGGAAAUUUAAGUAAGCUCUUUUCCCCAUGAAAGUAGUUACCAGCUGUGUCUAGAGGUGCAGCAAUAUGAGUAAUUUGUGCACCAUUGAAUGAAAAUGUGACUCUUUAAAGCAUUUGUUUCUAUAUUCAAAGCUCAGUGAUGCUCUGUGGUACUGUAAUCACAACUCAUAACUUGUGCUUUUAAGCCUCAGAAGAAAUGGAUUGUAAGUACAGAUGAUCUGGGGAAUCUGUUUCUGGAAGAUGUCAGGAUUACUUAGAAACCUUUCACAAAUUAGAUGCUGAAAUUACAGCAAAUACAAGUAAAUGUUCUAAAUGUGUUUUAUGCCACACAUUCAGAAAUCUAAAAACCCUACAUGAAUUGCAGUUUCUACAUGGAAAUGUUUGGUUUCUACAUAAAUACCUGAACCUUCUGCUUUGUGGCCUUAAAUAGCGCAUGAAGCCAGCUCAUGAUUCAUGAAGCUUUUUAGUUCUGCCUUGUUUUCUUAAGAAGAGGCAAAAGCUGUAAACUGUCAGUGUUUUGCCUUCCAAAAUGAACUUCUGGAAGGUGUGCAGUGGGAUAAACUCAGAGUCAUUUUGUACUUCUCAAAGCCUAUUAAUAAUUCUGUUGCAUUUUCUUUCUUGCCUUUGAUUUUCUUGAACAGGUUCAAAUAUACUUCUGCUGAAGAAUCUUGAAAGCCUCAUAAGUGGCCAGAAUGGAGUUACAGUGAAUGGUAUUAAGGUUUUGAACUUCAAGUCUCAUUUUUCAGUGGUUAGAGUUACAAGCAUUACUAAAUUGGAGGAAUCAGUCAUCAUUUUUGAUGUGAAGACUUCAUCACUGACAUCUCUGUUUGGUUGUCAUCCUCCAGGAAAUAAUACGGCUCAUCAGUUGUAGUAACUGCUUUGGGUAUACACUGACAUCUAUUUAGAAAAAACCCAAAUAAAUAAACAAAAAAACCCCAACAGACAAAACCCAACAAACUUUCUGAAGACUUGUGUCAAAUGACGUCAAUGGCCAGUUUGUUCUCCUUUACUAGCCCAGCUGUAAAGCGUCUGUUGGGCUGGAAACAAGGAGAUGAAGAGGAAAAAUGGGCAGAAAAAGCUGUCGAUGCUUUGGUAAAAAAGCUGAAAAAGAAAAAGGGUGCUAUGGAAGAACUGGAGAAAGCCUUGAGCAGUCCAGGGCAGCCCAGCAAGUGCGUUACUAUCCCCCGCUCUUUAGAUGGACGGCUCCAGGUUUCUCACAGAAAAGGCCUUCCCCACGUGAUUUACUGUCGUGUGUGGCGCUGGCCGGAUCUACAAAGCCAUCACGAGCUGAAGCCAUUGGAUAUUUGUGAAUUUCCUUUUGGAUCCAAACAAAAGGAGGUCUGCAUCAAUCCAUACCACUACAAGAGGGUGGAGAGCCCAGUUCUACCUCCAGUGUUAGUGCCUAGACAUAGUGAAUUCAACCCCCAGCACAGUCUGCUAGUUCAGUUCAGGAACCUCAGCCACAACGAGCCCCACAUGCCACACAACGCGACAUUUCCAGACUCCUUCCAGCAGCCCAACAGCACUCCGUUCUCCAUCUCACCAAACAGCCCCUACCCCCCUUCUCCAGCCAGCAGCACUUACCCGAGCUCCCCAGCCAGCUCUGGGCCAUCCAGUCCCUUUCAGCUGCCAGCUGAUACUCCACCUCCUGCAUAUAUGCCCCCUGAUGAACAAAUGGCACAGGAUAAUUCACAGUCUAUGGACACAAGCAAUACAAUGAUCCCUCAAAUCAUGCCAAAUAUAUCUACCAGAGAUGUUCAGCCCGUUGCCUAUGAAGAACCCAAACACUGGUGUUCCAUUGUGUAUUACGAGUUAAAUAACCGUGUUGGGGAGGCUUUCCAUGCAUCUUCCACAAGUGUCUUAGUAGAUGGGUUUACAGAUCCCUCCAAUAACAAGAACAGGUUCUGCUUAGGUUUGCUCUCCAAUGUUAAUCGUAACUCAACGAUCGAGAACACUCGACGGCACAUUGGCAAAGGAGUUCAUCUCUACUAUGUUGGUGGAGAAGUCUAUGCUGAGUGUUUAAGUGAUAGCAGCAUAUUUGUACAGAGCAGGAACUGCAACUACCACCAUGGCUUUCAUCCAACAACUGUGUGCAAGAUUCCCAGCGGAUGCAGUCUGAAAAUCUUUAACAAUCAGGAGUUUGCUCAGCUUUUAGCUCAGUCUGUCAACCAUGGAUUUGAAGCAGUUUAUGAGCUCACCAAAAUGUGCACAAUUCGAAUGAGUUUUGUAAAGGGCUGGGGAGCUGAAUAUCACCGGCAGGAUGUCACAAGCACCCCGUGCUGGAUAGAAAUUCAUCUUCAUGGGCCCCUCCAGUGGCUGGAUAAAGUACUUACACAAAUGGGUUCUCCUCUUAAUCCCAUCUCAUCUGUUUCAUAGUGCUGAAAUUCCAUCUUCAGCCUUAUUUUUAGCGAACUUAUUCUAAUUCUAGAGAAACUUCCAGUGGAUACUGUGAGCUAUAUGGAGAAUGGAUCUAAUGAUUUAACUUCUCUCUUUUUUUUUUUAUUUUUUUUUUUUUUUAGAUCCCUUGUGACCAAUUCCAUUGUGUAUAGCUAAUCAGUUUUACAUUUCAAAUUGUUCUUGUGAUGCUUAAGUGACAGUUGAGCCCUAAGGGAAAAAAUAGUCUUGAAAAAUUCAGAACACUUUUCCUCUUCUUCCCCUUAAAGCUUAAACAGACAAAUGUCUUAACUGGAAAACCUUUUUGUCCUGCAGGGACAAGAAUUAAUGAAGACUGACUUCAGAAAAUAAAUACAUAUCAUAAUUUGGGAUUUUUUAAUGUUUUUGAAACUGUUUGAACAUAUGCAGCAAAGCUUGCAAGCUGUAUUUUUAGCAUAGUGUUUUAACAUCUUAAGGUUGACAUCUGUCAUAAGCAAAAUUAGAUUUUAUCAUGGCUAAUUUGCCUCAGAUGGAGCAAUGUGAUUUUUUUUUUUUUUAAGUGUACACAUGAAAUAUCCUUUUUACAAAUAUUGGAGUGGUGUAAAAAUACUUGUAUUUUCUAUUGGAAAAUGCUGUCAUAAACACAAUGUAUAUUAAUGCAGAAUAGCAGUUCUUAGCCUUUUCCCACUUUGGUUUUGUAAUAUCUCUUUUAACCACCAUUUAAAGUAGUAAUUGAUCCAAGGUAAACAUCCUGCACGUUUCUGGAGUAGUGAUUCUUGUUUUGCUUUGAUUUACACUCAUGCAGUUUGGAUUUGGUUGCCAAGGCUAUUUCUUUUUAGGUACCUUUCUCUAUUUUAACAUAAACACUACUAUUUGUAAAUGGCAGUGCUUACUACUUUUUGGAAGGAUUAGGUUUUUUGUUUUCUUUUUGGUGUUUUAGCUGUUUAUUUUGCCUGUCUGGAAUUGAUCUGUGUUAGGCCUUUUUAGUCUCUCAGUAGACACUAUGCAGUAUUAGUGAUGACACUGUAUUUAAUUCACUUUCAAGUAUGAAUUUGAGUCUCUGAAGACUGUGAGUGGCUUAGCAAAUGGGUAACUGAAUGCAGAAGCUUUUACUUCCAGAUCAUGUAAUUUAAUUCAGACCUGUUGGUAAUGACCAAAAGUAAUCACUUCUUUGUAGCCUGAAUGAAACAGUGCUCUCGAUCCUGUCCCUGAUGGCAGGGGUUCAAUCAGAAGACUUGUAACUGUGGUUGGCAUCUUUAUGGGAUUGAAGGACUGUAUUAAUAUGACAAUGGAAUUUGUCUCUCACAGCUAAAGAAUCACAGAAUGUUAAGGUUUGGAAGGGACCUUAAAGAUCUCUUGGUCCCAACUUCCCUUCCAUGGGCAGGGACACCUGCCACCAGACCAGGUUGCUCCAGGCCUUCUCCAACCUGGCUUUGAACACUACCAGGGUUGGGGCAUCCACAGCCUCUCUGGGCAACCUAUGCCAGUGCCUUACCAGCCUCACAGUAAAGAAUGUCUUCUGUAUGUCUAAGCUAAAUUUGCCCUCUUUCAAUUUGGACCCAUUACUCCUUGUCCUGUCACUACAGCUCCAGACAAAGAGUCCCUCUCCAGCUUCCCCGUAGCCCCUUCAGACAUUGGAAGGUUCCCAUGAGGUCUCCACUCAACCUUCCUUCUCCAGGCUGAACAGCCCCAACUUGUUCAGCCUCUCUUUGCAGGAGAGGUGCUCCAGUCCUCUUAGCAGCAUUGUGACCGCUGGACUUGCUCCAGCACUUCCAUGUCCUCCUUAUGCUGAGGGCCCCAGAACUGCUGUCAGCACUGCAGGAGUGGUCUCACAAGAGCAGAGCAGAGAGGGCAGGGCCCUCCCUCACCCUGCUGCCCACAUUCCUGGGAUGCAGCCCAGGAUUCUGUUGGCUUUCUGGGCUCUGAGUGCUCAGUGCCAGUUCCUGGUGAGCUUUUCAUCAGCCAUCACCCCCAAGUCUUUCUCUGCAGGGCUGCUCUUGGUCACUUCUCUGCCCAACCUGUGGGUGUGUCUGGGAUCGCUGGGACCCAGGUGUAGGACCUUGCACUUGGCUUUGUUGAACUUCAUGAUGUUUGCAUUUGGCAAACUUUGGUAGAGAAUUUAAACAUUAUGUUAAACACUAAAAAUCAAUUACAUAACGUAUGCAUAUUUCCCUCCUUUAUAUGAUAAAAAAGAGGCUGAAAGAAACAUGUUAAGAAAAUUAGAAGUGAAUUAUAUACAAAAUUUUUGCAUGUAGAAAGACUUUAUUAUAUUUUUAACCUCACCUUGCUUUUUCUCUUUCCUGAGCACCUCUUCAGAAAAGGGUUCAGUGUUUGGGGGAGAAGCUGAAAACUAAUAUGCAAAUACUUACUAAAAGAUAUGUUGCAGUUAAUUGCUGCAGUCCUGAGAAAAUUAUUUUUAAACAAGUUCUUGUGUCUUCUGUUGAAUGACAGUUUCUCCUCAAAUGUGGAAACCGUGCAUCGUAUGGUACCUAAGUGACAAAUUAUCUUAAAGGAUUAAAAUUGUUUACGUGUCAUUAAAAUGUUUUUUAUGAAUUGCCUUAAAGGAAUAAACUGUAACACUUCUGCAGAACCCUAAUGUUCUUUUGUACAGGAAUUUCUGUAUUACUGUCUUGGCUUUUUGUGUUUUGUUGUGUUUUUUUUAAACAGUUUCUCAAGUAUGUUUGAAAACAGGUGAUUGCAUCUUCAGAAGGGGGAGUGACAUUAUUUGCCACAUAGCUUUGGUUUCUUCCCUUUCAUUCUUUGAUGCUGCAACCCACACAGAGUUCUUUUGAUUGAAUAAGAUGCCAAGUCAGUUGGCCACAGGAUCCAGCUUCUAUUUUCUUCUUGGGGCCUGACAUUUGUCAAGUUGCUGUUCUGACACUACAGUAUAUUCUAUUUCUUGACUAGCUUAUGUAAUGAACGACAUGGCACAUUGAAUUAAGAAAAGAUUGCAGUUGUAGGUACAAGAUUUUACUUUAUCCAAAAUGUUUUUCACCUGGCUUCUCUGUUCACUUGUAUGCUUAUGUGUGGCCAACUGAAUGACUCAAGAGUGGGUGCUGCAGUGGGUGUUGUGAGCCAGAGCUGGUGCUUAGUGCUAGUAUUGUGGUUAGAUUGGCUACCCAUGCACUGAACCAUAAUUUCUGCAAUAAUAUCCAGUUAACCCACUUCUGAUGCUGUCAUUAAGUACUGAAAUGCUCUGGCGUUUUUCUGCUUGUGUACAUAUUCUGGGACUGUAAUAGUUGCAGUGCUGGGAUAUCCUUGUGACUGCUGGUUUUGGCAGGGCAGGCUUGCAGGAGCAAACCCAGUCAGAUUUGUCUGAGUUCCACUUCUCUCCUAUUAGGGCUUUUUGGGAGCUUUCUGGUGAGCAGAUUUUGUGUGCUACUGGUUCAUGGUGUUGCUAAUCCUGUUUGUUCAUCUGUGCUGCUGAUACAAAAUUCAGACAUGGGUGCAUGGAUAGAUUGGAUGGAAAGUUGGUGCCAACGAUGUGUAAAGUGUAGUGAGAGCAGGGAGUGCUGCUCCUGGUACAGCACACUGUGCAGAAAUCACCCCUUGGUCUAGCUGGAGGGAUGGGGUCAUUGACUCAGACAGUGGCAGGUGGAGCCUUUCCAGUGUAGCCCAGCUUAGACUUGUUGUUACUCCUCAGUAGAAAAUGAUUUGCCUUUCCUAGUGCAUUCUUUCUGGGCAUCUUUCUGCUUUGCACCAACCCCACACUGACUGUCAGCUUUGGCAAUACCAGCAGAGAGCCUGGAGCAGGCUUAUCCUGACACUCCUGGCAGUGCUUUCCUAGUCCCUGAGGUAGGACAGCAGCUUGGCUGUUGCUCCUUAGACACCUGGGCCUUGCUGGCAGUCAGGCAGUGCCUUGUGUAUCACACUCAUGAACUGCAUCAGCAUCAAGUAGUUAUCUGUGAAGGGCUGACACUGGGUUGUAGAAUCUACAGGACCAAAAUCAAACCUCCUAGCACAACUGAGUAGUGAGAGACAAAUCUGACACAACAGCCCAGCAGGCAAAAUAGUGAUGAAACAGCCCAGGUGUUACGAUUCAGGAUGGAAUUGUUUAAAAUGCUGGAAUUCUUUUACUUGAAGCAAUGAUUUUUUUCUUCCCUACAGUAUUACAGUGUGAAAGUUGUCAAUUCUUGGAUGUAAGAUCAACUUGGAUUCUUGCAGUGUAACUCUAGAAGACAUGAAAAUGUCCUCACUAGUCUGAAAUAAUAACUUUCAGGGUAUUGUUUUACUUGCUCAAAGUGUUGCUGAUGAUAGUUUCUGGAAAAGCAAACAAACAAAAACCAAAAACGAAACCAAACUAUUUUCUGAAUGUUUUGCUUCAAAUGACAGACAUGUGACUAACUUUCUUCUGUAGCUGAGAAGUUUCUUUUGAGGAGGGUUUCCCAUUCUGAAUUCAAAUCAAUAGACCAAACCAUCAGAUUACAACAUAAUGUUGCUUUCUUGUGCUGCUCCAUAAACCUGCUUCUGUGUUUGUUGCAAGCAUAACCUUUAUGCUUUUGUUUACAUUGUAGGAAACACAGUUCUAGCAAUGAGGUUUUUUUUCAUUUAACUCUAAACAUCUUUUUAUUUUGUUAAUUUUAAAAUUACUAGGUUUUGCUAUGUAAUGUUUUUAAAAAUGUUUUUUGCAUACUGCUGCUCAUAUUAAAAUAAACAAAACAAAAACCCC